This is a messenger RNA of Protopolystoma xenopodis, 357 nucleotides long. Lineage: Eukaryota; Metazoa; Platyhelminthes; Monogenea; Polystomatidea; Polystomatidae. The record is from the annotation of a GenBank genome assembly.
UUAAGGUCCAAUGAAAUCUCGGCCCAUAACAACGAGCCCCCGUCUUCAGGUGGUGAAGUUCGCAUUGAGAGAAGCCGUAAGGACGCUAAGCGUAAUGAAUGGACCAAUCGACUUGACUUUCUCUUCUCCAUUAUUGGGUUUUCUGUAGAUCUAUCAAAUAUCUUCAAGUUCCCUUACCUCUGCUACAAGAACGGCGGAGGGGCAUUUCUGAUACCAUACUUUUUUAUGUUGACCUUCUGUGCUCUACCGCUAUUCUAUCUGGAGCUCGUGAUUGGUCAAUACUUCAGAGAGGGCUGUCUGAGCAUCUGGAAGGUGGCUCCUUUUUUCAGAGGUGAGUUGGGAAGAGGUGUUUGUUAA